Molecule: messenger RNA, 2856 nt
Organism: Salvelinus fontinalis (brook trout)
Lineage: Eukaryota; Metazoa; Chordata; Actinopteri; Salmoniformes; Salmonidae
Gene: dclk1a
Product: doublecortin-like kinase 1a
Biological process (GO): intracellular signal transduction; protein phosphorylation
Molecular function (GO): protein kinase activity; ATP binding
Source: RefSeq, a predicted model, not a curated record
AGCGAGCAGCUGCUGCCAAACCUAGCCCAGCCCAGCCCAGCCUCCACGCACCCUCUCUCUCUCUUUCUCUCUCACAAGCACACACACGCUCACUGGUAGUGGUGGUGGUGGUGGUGGAGAAGAGAUUCACCGGACAACAAAGAAGGUCUGCGCUGUUCUGCGUAAACUGCGGUUUCUGAUCGCCGUCAGGGAAGAGAAAAAGGUCCCGAGUCUACACUACACUGGCUACUGUUUACUGAAACCCAUUCCUCAGUUCUCUGGGGGGGGAAAUACACGCAGCAAGACUGGAGGUGACAGAAUCCUUAGUGAACCUCUUAGACAGUAGAGCCGUUCUUGUGACCUUUGGCAGCGCGAUGGAGCUUGAGCAUUUCGACGAGCGGGAUAAGGCGCGGCGGCACAGCCGAGGGGACAGGCUGAACGGGGUGACUAGCCCAGCACACAGCGCCCACUGCAGCCUCUACCACACCCGUACCCUCAAGACCCUCAGCUCGGAGAAGAAGGCCAAGAAGGUCCGGUUCUACCGCAACGGGGACCGUUACUUUAACGGGAUUGUGUACGCCAUCUCCGCGGACCGGUUCCGGUCUUUUGAUGCUCUGUUGGCGGACCUGACCCGCUCCCUGUCUGAUAAUGUGAACCUGCCACAGGGUGUACGGACCAUCUACUCAGUGGAUGGAACCAAAAAGAUCACCAGCACUGAUCAACUGGUGGAGGGCGAGAGCUACGUGUGUGGCUCCAUCGAGGUCUUCAAGAAGCUCGACUACACCAAGAACGUCAACCCCAACUGGUCUGUGAACGUCAAAGCUUCGUCUGCGGCGACCGCCCGUGGGCCUCCAUCCCUGGGCAGCUCCAAGGCUGGACCUCCAGACACCCGGGACCAGGGGGUGAAGGAUUUCAUCCGUCCCAAGCUGGUGACGGUGGUGCGGAGCGGGGUGAAGCCCAGGAAGGCUAUACGAAUACUCCUCAAUAAGAAGACGGCCCAUUCAUACGAACAGGUCCUGACCGACAUCACGGAGGCCAUCAAACUGGACUCUGGAGUGGUGAAGCGGAUCUAUACACUGGAGGGGAAACAGGUGACAUGUCUCCAGGACUUCUUCGGUGACGAGGACAUCUUCGUGGCGUGUGGACCGGAAAAAUACAGAUACCAAGACGACUUCCAGCUGGAGGAGAAUGAGUGUCGUGUGAUGAAGUCAAUGGCCUAUGGUAAAAUGUCCGCCCCUCUGACCGACCGUGGUUCCGUGGGCCUCUCCAAACGCAGAAAGUCCGCCGCAGGCUCUGUGAACGGGAAUCCGACCAGUCAGCUGUCCACUCCUGGCUCGGGGAAAUCUCCAAGCCCCUCACCUUCCGGCCCUGCUUCAGACCUCAGACCACGCAGGGAGUCUCAGGGUUCAUCUAUCUCUCUGGCCUCUACCAAAGUCUGUAGCUCCAUGGAAGAGGGGGAUGGAGCUGAGUCUAUAGUAGAGGAUGAUAUCCCUGCGGUGCCUGCCUCCAUAUCGGAGCGCUACAGAGUGGGACGUAUGUUGGGAGACGGUAACUUUGCGGUGGUCCGGGAAUGUGUGGAACACUCCACAGGCAGGGAAUACGCCCUGAAAAUCAUUAACAAGGGCCGAUGCCGGGGGAAGGAGCAUAUGAUCCAGAAUGAGGUAGCCAUCCUGAGGAGGGUGAAACACCCCAACAUUGUCCUGCUGAUCGAGGAGAUGGACACCUACAGUGAGCUCUACCUGGUUAUGGAGCUGGUCAAGGGGGGCGAUCUGUUUGAUGCCAUCACAUCCACUAAUAGAUACACAGAGAGAGAUGCCAGCGGGAUGCUGUACAACCUGGCCAACGCCAUCAAAUACCUCCACAGCCUCAACAUCGUACAUAGAGACAUCAAACCAGAAAACCUACUGGUGUAUGAGCAUGUGGAUGGCAGUAAGAGUCUGAAGUUGGGGGACUUUGGUCUGGCCACCGUAGUAGAUGGACCCCUCUACACCGUCUGUGGAACCCCCACAUAUGUAGCACCAGAGAUCAUCGCAGAGACAGGUACACAGCAGAACAGGUUCUGGAGCACCCAUGGGUCAAUGAUGAUGGUGUGUCAGAGAAUGAACAGGAGCUGUCAGUAGCAGGGAAGAUAAAGAAGCAUUUCAACACCAGCCCUAAAAGUAAUGACACCAGUGCUGGAGUGUCAGUCAUCACGUUGGACCACAGCUUCUCCAUGCAGCGCUCUGGGUCGUUGGACUUCCACCAGCACCCGGCCAUGUACUGGAUAAGGCCACCGCUCUUGAUAAGGAGGGGCAGGUUCUCAGACGAAGAUGCAACCAGGAUGUGAGCUCACGCCUAUUGCCGUUGACAACACAAACAACAACAACAACGGAAAAAACGACUAGCUGCCUCCCCAGCCCGACCCUCGCCCCCCUCUUUCUGACCUUUAUCCUCGGCUCCGUCCCUAAUCCUGACCCCUCCACCAGCCACACCCCAGCGUUGAACCAUGAGGAUAUCUCUCUCAGCUCAGCUUGGACUGUUCGUUCUCCUAACUCCCCCUUUUAGAGGUGGGACUGUUCGUUCUCCUAACUCCCCCUUUUAGAGGUAGGGAGAGGGAUCAAAUGUUUUCCUAACGCCCCCUUUUAGAGGUGGGGAGAGGGGUAAUAUGUUCUCCUAUCUCCCCCUUUUAGAGGUAGAGAGAGGGGUCAUAUGUUCUCCUAACUCCCCCUUUUAGAGGUAGGGGAGGACAGUAGAGGAGAUAGGGGAGUGGUCUUUCCUCCUCCCCCUUUCCCCCCCAUCUCCCCCUUCUAGAACAGAACAUGUGAGGGGAGGGAUGAAGAGGGACUGGGGACAGGGGAGAGAUAGAGGGACUGGGGACAGGGGAGGGGAGACAGAGGG